UGGAUUUCCAAAUCUUGGGUGAAGGGCUUCAUAAAUUCAAGAAAUUCUCAUAACUUGUUUUUAGGGAGUUUUUUGUGAAGCUCUCUAGCUGCAUCUUCUUUUACUUAUAAGGACAUGCCGAGAGAUGAUGGAAAUUAGUUGUUCACACCAUCACAUGAAAUUGUUAACUGAAACUGAUAUGCACCCAUAGAAGUUCAUUAAGAGAACCCUGCGUCCAUCAUUUGACAGAUAAAGACUCCCAUUAGGAAAUGCAUGUGUGCACUCUCUAUGUGUGUCUGCACUAACUGUAUUGGACAAUAGGAAAAUCCAACAUGUACACCCGAAGCGCCAACAUACUUGAUGUGCUUGAUACGACUAGCUAUGCUGAAGCAAUGUUUCAUAGUGAAGCCAGGCUCUUACUGUUGGAAGCAAGCCAUUCCUUUGAAUGCCUGUUUUCCUCCGAAACAUUCUCCGAUGUUCACCUUUGUCAAUCUUGUUUGCGUGCAGGUGUAGCCUGGUGGAUCUAAUGGUGGAGAUGGACAGGAUACUGCGGCCAGAAGGAACAGUGGUGAUUCGCGAUUCUCCGGAGGCGAUAGAGAGGGUGGCACGCAUAGCUAACGUGGUUAGAUGGACUGCUACGAUGCAUGAGAAAGAAGAUGAAUCUCAUGGGUCACAAAAGAUACUGGUUGCUACCAAGAAUUUCUGGAUCCUCGCUUCAGCAUCUCACUGACUUGUUCACACUCAGUUUCUUUAGGUAGCCGAGCUAUAGUUUGUCUUUCCAACUCUCUUCUCUCUUUUUCUGAUCUCAGUUCAUACUUCUUGUAAGAUGAAGAUGCCAAAAUGUCUGUUUGUUUUUAUAUAUAAUUCAUUUGUAACAAAUCAAAUCAGAAGUGACAAGUUAGGGCAGAGUGAACAGGUACAUAGAAAAGCAGAAGUAGCAUCUUGCAACAGCUAUGUUCCUGUUCCCAACUGGUUAUGGGUAAUUGUCAUUUGUCAAUGCCAUUCAUUGAUUAUUUUCUUCAUUCGUUCUGACACAUUCUUUCGCCGUCGUCCAGUUGCUAUUUUUCAAUGUGAAAGAGGACUUUACGACAAAGUUUGGGUUAGAGAGUUGCAGUUGCUGAAGGGACCACCAGCGAUGUUGAAAUGUGGAGAGGAUCAUAUCAGGUAAUUUGGGAUUUCUGCGAACAUUGAGUUGAGCGACCUUGAGUAAGCUGGAAGGAUCAGGCGCGAUUAGGAACCGUCGGCAAUGGGGCGGUGUUGAUGAAUCUACAUUAUUUAAGGGGGUGGUUUCUGUGGUGGGACCUGGGUUGAUGGCACUUCGUACUCCACGAGUAUCAUCAAUUUGUAAAUCUCACAUAUUAUUUGCUAUUAGGGCUGGACAAUUGGUUAGCGGUUAACCAAUCGGUUACAACCGAAAUUGACCGGUUAUCCACUAACUGGAAAUCGAGAUGACCGAAAAGUCGGUCGGUGUUCAGAGGCUGGGCGAGAUGGUUUUGGUCUUGGGAGGAGGUUCGGUUAACCGAAAACUGAGAUAACCGAAGCGUUAGACCCUCUUUCAGUCGUUCAGAGGUGGUUCGGUUAACUGGUAACCGACCCUUCGAUUUUCUUCCUCCCCUAUUUGCGACCCACCGUACGUAAGGCUAUAAAUCAAUGAUUAAAAAUCAACUAAACAAACUAUGAACUCUUUCAGAUGUAUGAUGCAACAAAUUCAUCAUAAAUCAAUACGAUUUUCAAUGCUCAAAACCGUCGGUCGGUUUUGUAAUAUCUUGUUUGUUUAAUAGGUCUUGGAUUGUGGAUUAUGUUGUGUUUUUUUCUUUUAACCAUUUUUAACCCUUAAAUUGAAAAUUAUAGUUUUCAUUGCUUCCAUCCCUAAUAAAAGCAACCAACUGAUUCUAUAAUUUACAAGAUAGGAGUUCGGUUCACCAGCCAGACUGAAUUAGUGGUAGAUAAUGGGUGUUUAAUACCUGGAGGAUCACUAAUCAAUAAUCACUGACUCUCAUCAAACUAAAAGUCUAAAACCAUGAGAUUUGGUCCAGCCUAGGAGAAGAAUCGAAAGCACCUUUUAGUAAGUUGCCAAUUUGCCAUGGUUCUGUAGUUCAUGUUUGUAAAAUGGGAGCAGCAUCAGCAUUACUAACCUGCGUGAUAACCAGGUGGAAUAAACAAAAACAAAAAAAAGGGUUCUUGUUCUGUGUGCUUUUUGUUGAAGUUUUGAUAUGUACUUUCCAUUAGCUCUAGCUCAGUUUUGGUCGCCGGCCGCAAAGUCCUGGUCGUCGCCGCAAAUUUUAUGGUACCGUGAAGGAAGAAAACUUCAGCAAACUCUGUUUUCUCCAUCAAAAAAUUUGACCUGAGCUAACUCCAAUCCCAUAUUCCCAUUCAUGAUAAUAUUCCUUGCGUCUGGCCGUCUGCACUCGAUCACCGUUACAUUGUAUAUACAUAAUAACAACAGUAAAAGAGCCAUCCUCGUGUUAUGUCCAAAACAUGUCGAGUCAUUGGUACAAUCAAACAACAUUUGCAUGUUUGUGUAAAGUGGGAAACCGGACUUGGAAUUGAAAAGAAGCAGAGCCCCCCAGCUGCAUUGGGCCCAACCUGUGGACCUUCACACCUUAUACAGAGAGUCCGGUUAUGGCCUAUGGGCUAUGGUGUGUCGUUUGCUUGUAGGAUUUUCAUCAUGGAUUUUCCGUUUCGAUGGCAUAAUUACCAGGCCAGGGAUUUUGGAGGACAAACCGGAUGAACUAGAACGAUAGUCUCUGGAUGUAUUCAAUUUAGCCAUUAAUCAUAGUCAAUUGAUGAUUAUAUAUUCAAUUGAGACAUUAUUAGAGUUAUAUAAAUCUUGAUCACGUUUGUAUGAUUCUUGCUUUGACCUUUGAAUAAGUCAAUAGAGAAACCUGAAUUAGAAGUGGCGAAUCGGUUGCACGAGAGUCAAUCGAUUAAUUGCUCUGUACUGGAGUGAAAUCCAGUAGAGAAAGUUUUAUCAAACUGCCCUAGGUAGUUUAUUUCGGUGGAGGAUAGUAUCCAGUCGGGUACUCUAUUUAAAAGGGUCUGGUAUAUUUUAGUCGAGGUUCCAGACUAUCUCAGUACUUUCCACAGUAUAAAUAUAAACUCAAUUGAAUUGGGUGAAUUACAACUCAGCCUAACGACAUAAUAGGGAAUGCUUACCUGAGUGGUCUUUCUCGAAUUUGGAAAUCAUAACAUUUGUCUGCUUUUGUUCCUGCUUGCAUGCUAACAACUUCUCUACCUUUGACCUCUAGAUAAUAGUUAGUCACCGAGUAGACAGUACAUAUAGGACCCGAAUUGAUAAGUAAAAAUGAACCCACUAUAGUACAUUCCCGAGUUACGUUUUCACUUGGUCUUUUCUUAGGGUGUUAGUAUUAGUGAGUUAAGUUUUUGGUUUCAUUGCCGAGUACGGCUAGGUUAUUGAAGAAAAUUGAAUUUCUAUUACUUUAACUUUACUUUUCUGCUUAUUUCUUUCUUCCACCUUUUGCCUUCACAUGUUUGGUUUUCAGCUUGUGUACAGGUAGUGCAUGACCCGUGGCCAGUUGGACAAUCUACUACCAUUGGAUCACGAGCUCGAAAGGAAUCUUUACAAGUUCAUGAAAGCACUAAAAGAGAGACUGAUUGUGGCAGAGGGCCUAGACCAGGAUAUCGUCGCUAACGGAUUAGAGAGUGGAUAAUAAAUCAUCGUUGAAGAAGACAUGGGGGGAUCCCUUCAAUCAAGUGGGAAACAUGAACACGGACUAGCCGCCACCUAUACCAAAUGAGGGUCAUCCACAGCCAGAGGCCCAGACCAUUGGGUACUUUCUGACUCCUAGGCUCGAGGACCUCAGACCUGGUAUUCAGCAUCCCAAGUUGCUGCAAACACCACUUUGUGAAGAAGUUCCCACAAGAGCAUCAAUUCUUGGGAUGACUUGGUGAAGAAGUUCAUGGUCCGCUAUCAUCUCACUUCCAAGACUGCGGAUUUGCAUAAGCAAAUCACCACUUUGCACAGGAAGACGAUGAGACCCUUAUAGAGGCCAGAGAGAUACUUAGGGUGUAUGAAAUCUUCUAGAAGCUUUGAUGUAUUGUAGAACAGAGGCAAAUUUAAAUGGCUCUAAGGUCAAUAUCGUAUUUCCCCUAGAGUCUCCCACAUAACCCUCACUUUGGAAGCAAGAUACGAUUCUAUUGAAGAAGAGGGUGAUUUAGGAGGUUUAAGUGCCUCUGAUUUUGCAGAACGUGAGAUUUAAAGAGUAACGUGAUGCAUAAAAGUAAACCUAAGCUACUAGAUGAGUAAGAGAUAAGAGAAUGAAGGCGUUGCAUAGACAAGCUCCACCCAGGUCUCCUAACGAUGCGUCCCUCGAUGGUCGGUGGCAUACGAGCUGUCGAUUUCUUAUUUUGUUAGAUCCCACCUUUUUCCAAGCAUUUACCCGAACUAAUGGGUGACACCGACCAUUUGGAUUUAUCUCUUGAGGCUUCACAUUGUUUUAUUGAGUGGCGUUGGUCGAAUAAGACCACCAUUUCUAGUCAUAAUCCUAAGUGACUUGGAUUUUGAUCCUUGCACCUCGAAGGAGUGCAAGGUCGACUAGGCCUCUCAUUCGAAUAGACAAAUAAUAAAAUAGAAGAAAUCAAACAUCAACACAUAUGAAUAAAAAUAAUUGUAUUAUACCAAAGAUCGAGUUUUACAUAGUUAGAAUCCAUAGAGUUCACAUACCUACACAACUAAGGAACUAGCCAUCUAUGGGGAGGGGUUCCUGGUGUUCAUCGAUUGAAAGGAAGACCCCAUAAGUCCACAGGAAUUGGCCUCACCAGCAUAGAAAACAAGGCCUAGGCUGCCGAUUCUCCCUCAAAGGCUGGUCUCAUUCUAAGUCAGGAGGGUUGCUCUGUCGGUAGGGUAACGACCUUCCUUGACCUUUCAUCUCUUCCCCUCCCAUUUUCUAUAUCCAGAGGUCUAUUUAUUGGCCUUUGAUUAAGUUUUUUAAGGAGAAAAUCUUGUAGCUCAAGCGUCAUCCAGUCAAAUAGAAUGCUCCAAACACG
Messenger RNA from Linum trigynum, 4986 nucleotides. The record is from the annotation of a GenBank genome assembly. Lineage: Eukaryota; Viridiplantae; Streptophyta; Magnoliopsida; Malpighiales; Linaceae.